AUGGAUGACGUCAGCAUGACUUAUACCAUUGGCGGUGUUACUAUUCCAGUUGCAACUCCAGCUACCAGUACACAUCCAGUCCCAGUUACUGUCACCAUCGUCGAGACCUCACCUUCCUCUACCGGGGUUUGCAGCACAGCUACAGCUGCAGCAGUUGGACUACAGACAAGUGCUGUUACCGUCCAAUCCCGUUCUCGGUCCUCUCGUGACAGAUGUAUGCCGGCCCACUUUCAGGACUUUGUUAUUGACCACCAUCCUUCAACUUCCGGCAGAACAGAUGAACAUAGCGUUGUAACCACACAAACAUCUCGUUCACGGAGGAGUUCUCACUCAUCGAACUCACUCUACAGCGGACAGUCCCGUCACAGUAAAUCUUCCUUCAAGUCAAUACUGAGUGACUCCCAAUCAGCGAAACUCAAACAGCAACCCAAACAGGCUGAACUGGAAGAGAUGAAACGCCAGAUUGAGGAAGAUCAAUCAGCAGAUGAAGAGUUACAAAGGCUAGACGAUGAGUCCCGAGCGAGGCGAAUUGUCAGUCAGGCUACUGCUAUCCAGAAGAGUGACAACCCUUCUAACGAUAAGAAGGAUAAACACUUUCAGAAGAGGAAUGCUCCUGCAACAGCAGUAUUCGUCACAAACGAAACACCAACGAUGCCCCCAUCGACGAACACCACUUACUCUGGACAGAAGGGCCCAAACAAACCCAAAGCCUACUGUCCCAAGUGUAACGAGACAACACACUACCUCAACAGCUGUACAGAGUUUAAACAGUUGACAACCGAACAGAUCAUCAACUGGAUCAAGGAAAAGAAUAGGUGCUGGAGGUGUGGGCAUUCCCACAAGCCAGAAAACUGCACCCUGAAGAAACCUUGUAACACCUGCAAAGAACAGCACCUGACUGCCCUCCAUGCUGCCAUCCAGAGCGGAGCUAGUAAGGUUUACGUCACAGAAGCAGUAACGCAAGCCCUCUUCAUCGACCAACCCUCCCGACCACAUCAUAUUAUGCUAAAGGUGGUAAAAGUUCUGCUUCACGGACCAGGAGGGAUGAUGGAGACCUAUGCCAUCCUUGACGACGGUUUAAUGAGAACCAUGAUCCUGAUGCCAGCUGUUCAAGCGUUGAAGCUUUCUGGGGUAGAAGACAACAUACUCCUGGCUACAGUGCGCAGUGAGCCAUUCCUAUGUGCAGGAAAAUCAGUUAACCUGCAAGUGUCACCCAGGGACAACUCUGACGUCAGAUAUCCUAUCAAUGGUGCCUUUGCUGCCAACAACUUGUGCCUCUCUGAGUACUCGUAUCCUGCUGAAGCCCUCAAGGAACGAUGGUCACACCUUCGUCAGAUACCCUUGCCUCCGAUCAAUAAGGCUUGCCCACUAAUCCUGAUUGGUUCAGACUAUGCUGAUCUCAUUCACCCGAUACAACCAGUUCGAUUUGGCCCCAGAGGAGCACCAUUAGCCGUAUGCACAAAACUUGGUUGGUCUCUACAGGGUCCAGCCAAUCUCCUUCAAAGCCAAUCAGAAGAGCAACAGUGCUUAUUCACGACAACCCUUCAGCCAACCAAAGAUCUGCUUAAAAAUGUUGAACGACUCUGGCAAGCAGACAUCCUACCCUACUCUGAAAAGCAAGUCACUCGCUCGAAACAAGAUAAGCAAGCCAUAGCGACACUUGACGAAAAAACCAUCAGAAUAGAGAUUGACGGAGUUCAGCGCUACGCCACUCCUCUACUUCGCACCAAAGACGACAACAAAUUCAGAGCUACUAAGGAAGCCGUCAUGCAAAACCUGAAGCGGAACGAAAGACGCCUCCAAAAACACCCAGAUAAAGCUGAAAUUCACAACAAGCUUAUCCAAACCCUUGUCGACACAGGCUUUGUGAAAAUCAUCAGCAACGAAGAAGCUCUGAAAACUGAAGAGUCCUGGUACAUUCCGCACCACGUAGUUGAGCACAAUGGAAAACACCGCUUGGUAUUCAACUGCUCUUACGAGAAUGAAGGCAGGAUCCUCAACAACCACCUACUACCAGGGCCAACACAAGGUGCUUCACUGCUUGGCGUAUUCCUGCGAUUCCGCCAACACCCCGUUGCCAUAUCUGGGGAUAUUCAGGCAAUGUUCCAUCAAGUGAGACUACUCCCUGAAGACAAACCUCUCCUUCGAUUUGUAUGGCGUAAGAUGAACCGAGACGUUGAGCCAGAUAUCUACGAAUGGCAAGUUUUACCAUUUGGCACCACGUGCAGCCCAUGCUGUGCCACAUUUGCACUACGCAAACACGUCAGCGACGACAAGGAUGUCUGCAGUGCAGUUGACCAGGCAUUCUACGUCGACAAUUGCCUUGACAGUAAACCUACCAUAUCCGAAGCAAAGGAGCUCGUUAUGAAGAUGCGAAAGCUACUCUCAACUGGUGGUUUCAACAUCAGACACGGGGCCAGCAACAUCCCUUCAGUAGUUGAUGAACUUCCAUCUAAUGCCAGAUCUGAAGGCUACGAGCUCUGGUUAGCCUUUGGUCAGAACGACUUGUCCGAAGGCACCCUUGGACUUCGAUGGCAAUGUUCCACAGACGAACUCAGUUAUAAACACAGAUCAACUAAGUACUCGACGCUCAACCUACGAACUAUCUACAAGAUUCUUGCUAGCCAGUAUGAUCCAAUUGGCUACAUUUCUCCCUUCACAGCACGUGCUAAGGUGCUAGUGCAAGACCUUUGGAAGACAAAACGAGACUGGGACGACCCUCUGGAACCAGGAAAGAUCCGUGAUCAGUGGCUCACUUGGGAGGAGCUCUCCGACCUUCCUCUGGUUAAACUGCCGAGAUGUUACACCCCGCCUGAUGUCAACACAGUGACUUCCAAUAGAGAACUACAUGUUUUCUGUGACGCAUCUGAACAAGUAUACGGAUCAGUUGCCUACCUCCGCACUGAAGAUGACAAGGGGAACGUCAGCACCCUUACAGAUGUGCAGGACUGGCGCUAUGUGGACACCCAGAACAACCCUGCCGAUGACAUUACCAGGGGUAAGUCACUCAAAGAACUGAGUGAAGAAUCCCGAUGGAAGACAGGCCCACUCUAUCUUCGUCAACCUCCUUCUCAGUGGCCGAAAAGUCAAAUCACUGACCCUACAGAGGAUGCAACAGAGCUGAAGAAAGCAACCUUCUGUGGUAAGACUGCCAUUGUAGAAAACCCAUUGCAGCCAGAUCUCCAUCAGUACAACAGCUGGGACGCUCAGGUAGAGGCUUUCAUAAUAUCCCUUCACGGUGUGGCCAAACCUGGAGAUGACACAGCACAGUUGCGGGAGGACAUCAAAAAUCUUCUGUACCAAAAAUGUCAACUCGAAAGCUUCCCUGAGGAGCUGUCUGCCUUAAAGGCCAAACGAGGAAUACCGUCCGGGAGCAAGCUCUCACAGUUGGACCCAGCCUAUGACGAAACCGCAAAGCUCAUCAGAGUUGGAGGACGACUACGUAGGGCAGAAAUCCUCUCUGAUGCUGUUAAAUACCCAAUCGUCCUUGAUCCUCAUCACCACAUCACCAAGCUGAUAAUACGUGACUAUGACGAGAAGCUUCUUCACUAUGGUCCAGAACAUAUUCUAGCUGAAUUAAGACGCAAGUUUUGGAUACUCCGGGGAAGGGAGGCAAUUCGUCGUCAUCAGCAUCAAUGCUUUGAAUGCCGCAAAUGGCGCGCAAAACCCAAAGUACCAAAGAUGGGUGAUCUUCCUCCGUCCCGUCUCCGUCUAUUUAAGCCAGCCUUCUACUCUACCGGUGUUGACUGUUUCGGUCCGAUGCAUGUCAAGAUUGGUCGCCGCUCCGAGAAAAGGUGGGGGGUGAUCUUCAAGUGUAUGACGACCAGAGCUAUUCAUAUAGAUCUCUUAGAAGGCCUGGACACCGAUGCCUUCUUGAUGUCCUUUCGGCGCUUCAUUUCCAGACGAGGGAAGCCCUAUGAGUUGCUAUCUGAUUGCGGAACCAAUUUCAAGGGAGCUGAAACUGAAUUACAGGAAGCAUUCCAUGCCAUGAAACCUGACCUUGCUGCACAACUAGGCGACCAGAAAGUGAAGUUCAAGUUUAAUCCACCCAGUGCACCUCACUUCGGCGGAGUGUGGGAGCGAGAGAUCAAGAGUAUUAAAGACGGUCUCAAGGUUGUAAUCAAGGACCAAUCAGUCACCGAAGCCGUACUACGCACCGUCCUAAUAGAAAUUGAAGGCAUCCUCAAUUCCAAGCCAUUGGGCUACAUCUCAUCUGAUGUUGCAGACAUCAAUUCCAUAACUCCGAAUAUCCUACUGAUGGGACGCCAUGACCAGUCACUUCCACAAGUAGUAUACACUGUCGACGAGCUGAUAGGACGACGCCGAUGGCGCCACAGCCAAGUACUAGCGGACCAGUUCUGGUCACAUUUCCUGAAAUACUACCUGCCAAGCCUCCAACUUCGCUCAAAAUGGCAAAAGGACUGCCGUAACCUCACCUGUGGCGAUGUUGUCAUGAUUGCCGACCCUCAGCAGCCUAGAGCUCAUUGGCUAGUUGGUAGAGUCAUCGAGACACUUCCUGGAGUUGAUGAUCGCAUCCGAGCGGCAAGAGUUAAAGUCGCUGAUCGCGAAUACACCAGACCCGUUGCGCAUCUGAUACGCCUACCUGAGAUCACCGAUAGUGAAAACCCCUAG
Molecule: messenger RNA, 4632 nt
Organism: Asterias rubens (European starfish)
Lineage: Eukaryota; Metazoa; Echinodermata; Asteroidea; Forcipulatida; Asteriidae
Exons: 4
Coding region: 1-4632 (1543 amino acids)
Biological process (GO): DNA integration
Molecular function (GO): nucleic acid binding
Source: RefSeq, a predicted model, not a curated record